AUGAAAUGUCGUGUCUUCAUCCCGAUUUUUCUAUUUUAUAUUCUGUCUACAAGUUAUGGUAAAAUGAUAGUUUUUUAUGGGACUUUUGAUAAUCCUACAAUUUUCAAUCAAACUUUAGUUUCAUCUAAUAAUUCUUGGGUUGAUUGUAUUUGCUGGUGUCGAAAUGAGACAACUUGUUUAUUGGUUUAUAAAUCUGGUAUGUUUUGUUAUAAGAUUGGAUUUGAUAUGAGAAAUGCGACAGCAAAUAUAAGAUACACCAAUGAUCCAAAAAAUCUGGAGAUUGCCUUGAAAUCUGAUAUCACAAAUUGCACUUCAAGCAUCGAACUCUUGAAAAAUCAAAACUUUGAUCAGAUCAAAGCAUGCCCCUUUGGGUAUAGAAAACAAAUCAGAAAACGUUUCACGCUUUGUGUGAAAGCGUUGUAUUUGACGGAACAAACAAAUAUAUCUGUUGGACUUCAAGAAUGUUCUAAAUCAGGUGAUAAACUAUUGGGCUUUGAGAAUAAAUACGAAGUAGAAUAUUGGAGUAUUGAUAGAAGACCAAAAGGUUUCAACAGCACUAAUAUGUUCAUAGCAUUGUUCAAAGACAGUAGCCAAUUUGAGUGGACUGAACGUUGGAUAACUGGAAGUGGAGAAAUGUCAUGGGCUGAUGAUUAUCCGUCAAAUAAGUAAGUAAAAUAGCUAUGCCUAAUGCAAAUUUAAAAAAACCAUAUUUCUUGCAGAGAUAGAUGUGCAUAUUUGCUAGUUGGAACAUUGAAACUGAUAAGUGGAAAUUGUUUAUGCGCUCCGAACUUUUCUCAAAUGAUAGUUCUUUGUGGUAAUCUUGUUUGAGGAAUAAAGUUUAAAAAUAUGUUGAAAACUUUUGAUUAACCGAAAAAAAGCAUUACAAAUUUAUCCCGGACUUUCCCGAACAAGACUUUAUUUUUAUUUCAUUUUUUUGACAUAACAUUUUUUCAAAUUCCCGAAGUCUGAUUUUGAAAUUCCCAUUAGUUCUUUGAAAAUAAAAAUGAAUGAUAAAUGGUUGACACCAAGAAAAUCACCAUGACACUAUCUACUUUUUUGAGGAAAACAUUUGGCUUCUCUCAAAAACAUGUUUUCUCGAUCUACUGUUCUUUUUAUUCCACUUUUUAUUAUUUUCUAUGUGGCAAAUGGUAAAAUGAUAGUUUUCUAUGGAACUUUUAAUAAACCUACAAUUUUCAAUCGAGCUUUGGUUUCAUCUAAUGACUCUUGGGUUGAUUGUAUUUGCUGGUGUCGAAAUGAAACAACUUGUUUAUUGGUUUAUAAAUCUGGUAAUUUUUGUUACAAGAUUGGAUUUGAUAUGAGAAAUGCGACAUCAAAUAUAAGAUACACCAAUGAUCCAAAAAAUCUGGAGAUUGCCUUGAAAUCUGAUAUCACAAAUUGCACUUCAAGUAUCGAACUCUUGAAAAAUCAAAACUUUGAUAAGCUUAAAGCUUGUCCAAAUGGUUAUCACAAACUAACAAGAAUAAACUAUAUAAUUUGCGCAAGAACUAGAUAUUUGCGUAACCAAAAUACAUCAUUUUCGGGUCUCUUGAAAUGUUCUGAAGAAGGUGAUAAGUUAUUAGGUAAAUUUUUCUGUGAUCUUUCAUUUUGUCUUCAAUUUUUUUAGGCUUCGAAAACAAAGACGAAGUUUCAUAUUGGAAUAUUGAUAGAAGACCUAAAGGUUUCCAAAGCACUAAUAUGUUCUUAGCUCUGUUUGGAAAUACUACUACAGCAUUUCAUUGGACUGAACGUUGGAUAACUGGAAAAGGAGAAAUGCCAUGGGCUGUCGGAUAUCCGCAUAAGGUGUACGUGAAAAACUUAGGCAUUUUGAACCUAGAAAAAUAAUUGUAGAGAUACCUGUGGAUACAUGGAGAUCGGAACAUCAAAACUGAAAACUGCAAAUUGUGACGGGAACGCUCAAAUUUCUCAAAUGAUAAUUCUUUGUGGUAGUCCUAUAUAA
This is a messenger RNA of Caenorhabditis angaria, 1957 nucleotides long. NCBI's taxonomy places the organism in Eukaryota, Metazoa, Nematoda, Chromadorea, Rhabditida, Rhabditidae. The record is from the annotation of a GenBank genome assembly.